This is a messenger RNA of Amphibalanus amphitrite, 1692 nucleotides long. It is a transcript of the gene Arf51F, whose product is annotated as ADP-ribosylation factor 6. NCBI's taxonomy places the organism in Eukaryota, Metazoa, Arthropoda, Thecostraca, Balanomorpha, Balanidae. Gene Ontology annotation, cellular component: cytoplasm. Gene Ontology annotation, biological process: vesicle-mediated transport; intracellular protein transport. The transcript is spliced from 5 exons. The coding region runs from base 380 to 907 and encodes 175 amino acids. The record is from RefSeq and is a predicted model, not a curated record. Gene Ontology annotation, molecular function: GTPase activity; GTP binding.
GUAAAAGUGUAUGGCUAUCGGAUAGAAUGGAAUGAAUGUGUUAUAGUUAACGUAUAGCAUUAAGAUCAUAUUAAUGUGGAAAGGAGGUUUUUUAGAAUGUGCAGACAUCCCUAAUAGGUACUUUGCGGUCCAGGUCGACAUUUGAACAGCUGUGAGUGCAAUGCGAUCUUGGUUCAAUCUUGACUCGUGUGUCUGUGAUCAUGAUCAAUCGACAAUCGUGACUGCAUUACCUUUCUAUUUUCAGUUUGAUGGUAUUUUGCUCCUUAGUAAUUGAGUGCUAUAUAUGAACAAUUUUGAAUUUUGGAUCAGGUUUUGAUGCCAUUGCCAGGCCGCUGUCAGCCGCUGCCCCCGCCCCCGCCCCCGCCCCCGCCCCGCCAACAUGGGCAAGUUCCUGUCCAAGAUAUUCGGCAAUAAGGAGAUCCGGAUCCUGAUGCUGGGACUGGAUGCAGCUGGAAAGACCACUAUUUUAUACAAGCUGAAACUAGGUCAUUCCGUCACAACCAUACCCACGGUUGGGUUCAACGUAGAAACAGUAUCGUACAAAAAUGUCAAAUUCAACGUUUGGGACGUCGGUGGCCAGGACAAGAUCCGGCCGCUGUGGCGGCACUACUACACGGGCACGCAGGGCCUGAUAUUCGUGGUGGACUGCGCCGACCGCGACCGGAUCGACGAGGCCAAGCAGGAGCUGCACCGGAUCAUCAACGACCGCGAGAUGAGGGACGCCAUUAUCCUGGUGUUCGCCAACAAACAGGACCUGCCCGACGCCAUGAAGCCACACGAGAUUCAGGAGAAGCUCGGACUGACGCGCAUCAACGACCGCAACUGGUACGUGCAGCCGGCGUGCGCCACCACCGGCGACGGCCUGUUCGAGGGCCUCAUGUGGCUCACGUCCAACCACAAGUCGUGAGGUGGCGCGCCGCGCCGGCCCCGUCACACUGCCGGUGUCCGCCGCCAUUCCAGCGCCGCGGGCGGCACGUCGGCCGUCCCCCGGCCUCACUGCAUAUCUCCGGGCCGCGCGCCGCCGCCGCUGUGCCGACGGCGGAUAGAGUGGCUCUGCUUGGCGCUGUAGAUGCCAUUCGGACCCGGGUAAAUCACUAUAUUAUUUAAACUAGCCGAUAGCUUUGUAUGGUGGCGUCUGAAAGGACGGUGCUGUUACGAGUUGACUGCCCGCCGAGUGCCGCGCCACUGGCGCACGGACGCACGCACAACCCGGCGACCGGGCCGCCCGUGCCGACUGCGAUGCGACCACUGACGAAGCGAUACGAUGCGUUGUGAUGAAUGCACCAUGUGAGUGCGGUGAGCGCCGCGACCGAGGGGCGCCCGUCGAGCCUCGUGUUACCGUGAUUAGUGGCGUUUAGUGGCCGCGAGCCGCGGCAGCAUCGCUGACAACCGGCCGGCUUCCAUUGGGACGCCGGCCGGCCGCCGCGGCGGCCCGUCCGGUUUCCGCGGUGACGCCGGUGGCCGUGUUGGCUGCGGGGUCUUCCGGGAGCGGGGUGCUGGCUGGAAGCGGCUCCUGAAGUUCCGAGGUCCUUUGACUUCAUAUCGGGACGCGCAGAGGCGCGAGGGCUCUAGACAACACCUGGGAGAAUGUGCGAGGAUGCAUGCGUACCUUAUCUACUGAAUACUGAUCCCAGCUCAUGACGUGACUCGUUCCGUGAAUAAAAUGCUUGAUAUAUUGUGACGCUGAUCUGA